Molecule: messenger RNA, 285 nt
Organism: Penicillium olsonii
Lineage: Eukaryota; Fungi; Ascomycota; Eurotiomycetes; Eurotiales; Aspergillaceae
Source: the annotation of a GenBank genome assembly
AUGGCUGGUGUAUUUCGCAAACGCUAUCUACUCGCACGUCUCCCCUGGAUCCCACGAUCGCGAUCGCACUCCAAUGGAAUACUAACCGAGGUAUCUUUCGCCGCAUUUAGGACCUUCAUCCGCAAGAACACCGUUCUUCUGACCACUGCGUUUGCCGGUGCUUUCGCCUUCGAGCUUGCAUUCGACAUCGGCUCCAACAAGAUCUGGGACUCCUGGAACCAGGGUCGCCAAUGGAAGGAUAUCAAGCACCGUUACAUGGUCAAGGAGGAGGAAGAUGACGAGUAA